Messenger RNA from Phymastichus coffea, 2231 nucleotides. Its product is annotated as T-cell activation inhibitor, mitochondrial-like. The transcript is spliced from 8 exons. Gene Ontology annotation, cellular component: mitochondrion. The record is from RefSeq and is a predicted model, not a curated record. The coding region runs from base 172 to 1650 and encodes 492 amino acids. Lineage: Eukaryota; Metazoa; Arthropoda; Insecta; Hymenoptera; Eulophidae.
UACGCACAAAGCAUAAAAAAACAUCUGCUUUUAACACUGACAGUAUGACGUCGUGUUUAUCUCGUAUAAACUUCCAAACACCAUUCGCAUUUUGCAUAAACAAUCAAAACAACACACAAGAAAUGGAGAUGGGAGUUUCUGUGAUGUGAUACCAAUAUAUACGUAGUUACAAUGUAUUGCAAUCUGAAGAAGUGUUUGUAUUGUAAACAAGCCGUGCGAGCUUUAAGCACAAGUGAAAUUUCUACAGCACUUAGGCCUUUUUAUUUUACUGUACAUCCAGAUCUUUUCUGUCAAUUUCCAACUCAGCGGACAGUGAAUGAAAAUUCCUUAAAAAUAUUAAGUUCAGCAUUAGAAAAUUUACAGCAACGAAGACCCAUAAGACCAACAACUUUGGCUUUUUAUCUUCGCUCAAAAGAUGAAAAAGAAUUAAAAGCUGGAAAAUUUACUUUGGUAAACAUACAGUUGAAAGAACAAGAUAUUCGCAAAACAAUUCUGUCUAUAUUAAAAACAUGUAAUCUUCCCACAACUUUUGUUGAUAAAAUUGAAAAAGAGAAACCUGUAAGUGAAAAUAAUACCAGACCUACAUUAAAAUUUUGGAGUCGCUAUUAUUCAGGAGAAAAAAUAGAUUUUUCUGAAUUAGAAGAUAAUCCUAUUUAUGCAUCUAUUUUCAUGAGAAGAAAAAUAAAUACUGUUCCAGAUACACUCAAAGCUUAUUUAGAUAAAAAUGUCAAUGAUGCUCAUAUUAAAUUUGAAGCCUGUAGACCUAUUCGAUCAGAAGUUCAAAAGUUGGAAUCUAUGUUAUGCAAAGAUUUAGGUUUGAAAUAUAUAAUUUGGGAUUGUGGUUGGAAUAUUACACAUUAUAGAGGCUGUUUGUUAGCUUUCAAAGCUCUAUCCCAACAUCAUCCUGAACCUAUGAAAGUUUUGAAUGAUCGAACACUUGUUUUUGCUAAUGACACUGGAAUUAGUGUUGAAGGAAAUGUAAUGCUUAAUUCUGGAGAAGUUCGUCACAACUGGCUUGAUUUAAUAAAAAAUGUCAGAAAAUAUGAUGCAGUACUUUUACGAUUGCCAGCUUUUGAAAAAGCAGUAUCAAGAGUAUUACUUGAUAUAAAAGUUGGACGAAGGAUAUUUUGCAUGUGCAGGAAAUUUAUGCCAAAAGUUAUGGUGGGACAAUAUGAAUCACAAUUACGACAAUUAACAACAACUCUAUCAGAUUACCGUAGUAGAAGAAAUUAUCCAAGUUCCUGGCCAGAAAAUUUAUCUACUUAUGAAAUUGUGAUUGAAGCAGAAGCCGGACCACUAAUGUUGUCUCCAACUGGUCAAUUUAUUGUGCCAUCAUCAUGCCCUAGUUUUUUACUAGUCAGCUUUAUUACAGAAAAUCUUGAAGAAGCUACAAAGAGAUUGAACCACUACAAUAAUAUAAAACAUAUAGAACGAGAAUUACAUGGGAAGGUUAUUAAAGAAUUAGGUUUAAAUGCAUUAAACAAAGAUGAUAGUAUAACUCCAGAUUUAAUGAUACAGUGCUGUGAACGUUUGUUGAUGCAUAAGAAUGUUUUAGCACCCAUUUUGAAUGAUGUGAUGCUUUGGGUUACUCAUUAUUAUUCUGUCAUGAGUGAUGGAGUUUUAUGUGUUCCAUGGGAUUGGAAACUUUGAAAUUUUUCUUUUGGAAUGAAAUUUUUACGACAUGACAAUAAUGGAAUUCAACUAUUCUAACUAUACUUUUUAAAUUGGUAUCUUAGUUUUAUAUAUAUUUAAUUUGUAAAUACCUACCAAAUUUCGACAACCUCUUAUGUUUGUAGAUAGUGAAUUUUUAUUGUUUUUACAUUAUAGCAAAAUGUAUAUAGUAAAUAUACAUUUACUGAUAUUACAAAAUCAGAUUUGUCAUCAUGAAUUUAUAUAUAUUAGUGUGGAAGUUGUUACAACGCAUGAGUAUAGUAAGACAAAUAUUACAAUAAUGAAAUCGUGAAUUUUUCAUUAUUUAUGAGAACAACAAUUAUUUUUUUAGUAGCUAAUUGAUUUUUAUAUGUUCUUUAUGUGACUGAAGAGUAUAAAAUUGAAUAAACACCUAUGAGAAUCAUAAAGAUUUAUCAUAAGAUCUAAGACGCAAUUAAUACAUGUAGAUGAAAUAAUAGUUACAAGUUAUUUUAUGUAUACAUUUAUUAUUUGUAGCCAUGCCUUAAUAAUUAUAAGAAAAUUUUUUUCUUAUAAAAUUUAUUUCACUUGGAACCAAUCAA